AUGGCCGACGAAUACGAAUACCUGGCGGCUGACUUCGACCUCAACUCGCUGACGGUGCCUCGCCUGCGCUCGAUCCUCGUGAACCAUGACGUGCCGUACCCUGCGUCGGCGAAGAAGGCGCAGCUGAUCCGCAUCCUACAAGAUGAGGUGCUACCCCAGGCGAGACGACUGUUGCGGGAGCGAGAGCGCGUCCGGCGUACGAGCGAGGGUAUCAUGGAUAUGGGCAGCCGGGCGAGCUCGGUGGUGAGCGACUUUGAUGAUGAGACCCGGGGGUCCCGGGCGGGGACGGCCGAUCGGGAAUCCAGACCGUCGACGACGGUCUCACGAGGCCGCUCCUCUAGACAGAGUACCCGGGCGUCUACGGCUGAGGAGGAAGGGCAGGAGGCGAGUGGCAUCCCUGCGACGCCCUCUACGGCUGGGAGACGCAGGAUGGGAGCAAGAGGGGUGCACAAGCAUCCACGGGCGUCGGAUACGGAGACGGGCGACGACGAGACCUUGCUCGCCACCCCGGUUGUGGCGAGGGACAGAACCUCGCCGCGCAAGUCGACGGCCAGGAAGCUACGCAAGAGCGAGGUCGUGCUCUCGUCGACCGAGCCGGAAUACAACCCCCCCCCGCAAGCCAAGACGGAGUCGCUCUCGCGAGACGGCUCGGUUUUCACCGAUGAUAAUCCGUUUCAGAGCGGAAGCUCGCCCACCUCCUGGGAUCACCAGCAUACCCCGCAACCCCUCAGUCACGACCGCAGGCGCAAGAGCACUUCGCGCUUCUCUACGGGCAGUCCGGGACACGCACUGCGCACCACCACGAGAAGACAACCAGACCUCUUCACCCCCGUCAAGCAGGAAGACGGCAUCACCGUUCCGUCACGGGCGUCGUUUGAAUUCCCCGUCUCGCAGUUUAGAGCUCAUCCAGUGGAGGAGGAGGAGGAGGAGGAGGAGGGGGGGGAGGGGGGGGAAUACGAGGACACUUUCGGCGAGGAAUUCACACCAGAGGAACAGCUGGCUCUGGAAAGCUCGCAGGCAGAGACGCGAUAUCCCGUUCGUGCCACGCAGCAGCAGCAGCAGGGCGCUUUGAGCAGGUGGGCGCCGUGGAUUGUCAUUUUCUCCCUGUUCGGCGGGUUUGGAGCCUGGUGGCGACAGGAGAAGAUCGAGAUCGGAUUCUGCGGCAUUGGGAAGCCGACCUGGUCGCUUGCGGAGACCAAGGUUCCCGAAUGGGCCGGGGUCCUCGAGCCGAGCUGUGAGCCGUGCCCGGCCCAUGCGUUCUGUUACCCCAAUUUCGAGGCGGACUGUGAGCAUGAUUUCCUGCUGAAGCGGCAUCCGCUGUCCCUCGGGGGCUUGGUCCCCUUGCCGCCCACCUGCGAGCCUGACAGCGAAAAGGCCCGGCGGGUCAAGGCUGUGGCGGACAAGGCGGUCGAGGAGCUCCGUGACCGCCGCGCCAAGUUCGAGUGUGGCGGAUUGACCGGCGAGGAUGGCAUGGGGGCCAAGUCGCCGGAGAUCCUCGAGGCAGAGCUGAAAAAGGCGGUUGCUAGUAAGCGACGCCGGGGGAUGAGUGAUGUCGAAUUCGAUGAUCUCUGGAAGGGAGCUUUGGGGGAGAUUAUUGGUCGUGACGAAGUUGUUAGCCAGACACUACCAUCCGGCAUCGUCGGCCUCAGCUCCAGCUCUAUCGCACGACUCCCCCUCACCUGUGCCUUCCGGCGGCACCUCCGACUCUCUCUCCUCGCUUAUCGACUCCCUGUUUCAAUUAUAAUGCUGCUUGGCUGUGUGGGAGUGUAUGCUAGGUCCCGCAUCCUGGCGCGUCGGUCUGACCAGGCGCGCGUGCCUGACCUGGUGGCCACCACCCUUGACCGGCUGGCCACGCAGGCGGCUCUGCACGCGCGCGGGGGCGCCCAUGAGCCGUACAUCUCCAUUGGCCAGCUGCGGGACGACGUGCUGCGGUCAGAACUACACGGCCGCCGUCGUGAGGAGCUGUGGAAACGCGUCCGCACCGUCGUCGAGGGCAAUGCCAACGUCCGGGCUGCCGUGCGCGAGGGCCGUGGCGGCGACGUCGCCCGCGUCUGGGAAUGGAUCGGAGGCAUCGGCAGCGUUGGAGCUUGCACCGGUGGCAACCCAUGCUCCGAAUGCUCCCUCCAUGGCCGGGAAUGUAUCUUCAAUGAAUCAGGGGAUCGGCGACGAAAGCUCUCUGCCAAGCGAGUAGCCAGCGAGCUUGAAUGGUAUAUCCAAUUCGUGGACCAGCUCCUCAAGACCAUCCGUGAAGGCAACCAGACGACAGUUGAUCUAGUCGUCGACUCCAUCCGCUCGGGGACAUCGGUCGAGGAUCUGAAAACGCUGCUCAACAAUUAUCUGCCACAAUCGCGUGGCGGUCUCCAGAUGGGACCUGCGCCCGAACCGUCGGAUACGCCCCCAAUGCACAGCGACGCGUCGUCUCGAAAUCAGGAGGAUCACAGCUGA
Molecule: messenger RNA, 2445 nt
Organism: Penicilliopsis zonata CBS 506.65
Lineage: Eukaryota; Fungi; Ascomycota; Eurotiomycetes; Eurotiales; Aspergillaceae
Exons: 4
Coding region: 1-2445 (814 amino acids)
Cellular component (GO): nuclear inner membrane
Molecular function (GO): chromatin binding
Source: RefSeq, a predicted model, not a curated record